Molecule: messenger RNA, 2042 nt
Organism: Lemur catta (Ring-tailed lemur)
Lineage: Eukaryota; Metazoa; Chordata; Mammalia; Primates; Lemuridae
Gene: GMPR
Product: guanosine monophosphate reductase
Exons: 9
Coding region: 161-1198 (345 amino acids)
Biological process (GO): nucleotide metabolic process
Cellular component (GO): GMP reductase complex
Molecular function (GO): GMP reductase activity
Source: RefSeq, a predicted model, not a curated record
CGGAGCGUGAGCGGGGGUCCGGCGGCGGGUUAAGAGCGCAGCGAGCGCCGAGGCCCCGCGAGCUCCCGGACGCCGCACAGCAGCCCCGGCUCCCGCCGCCCGCGCACGCGCCCCGCCGCCGCCGCCGCCGCAGGCAGGAGCCGUCCGCGCCGCCCGCACCAUGCCCCGCAUAGACGCGGACCUCAAGCUCGACUUCAAGGAUGUCCUGCUCCGACCCAAGCGGAGCAGCCUCAAGAGCCGAGCCGAGGUGGAUCUUGAGCGUACCUUCACGUUUCGAAACUCGAAGCAGACCUACUCAGGGAUUCCCAUCAUUGUGGCCAACAUGGACACUGUGGGGACAUUUGAGAUGGCAGCUGUGAUGUCACGGCACUCAAUGUUUACAGCAAUUCAUAAGCACUACACCCUGGAUGACUGGAAACUCUUUGCCUCAAAUCACCCAGAAUGCCUGCAGCAUGUAGCCGUGAGUUCAGGCAGCGGGCAGAACGAUCUGGAAAAGAUGACCAGCAUCCUGGAAGCUGUGCCACAGAUUAAGUUUAUUUGCCUGGAUGUGGCUAACGGGUAUUCGGAACAUUUUGUGGAAUUCGUGAAACUCGUCCGUGCCAAAUUUCCCGAACACACCAUUAUGGCAGGGAACGUGGUGACUGGAGAGAUGGUAGAAGAGCUCAUUCUGUCCGGAGCAGAUAUCAUCAAAGUGGGAGUUGGACCAGGUUCCGUGUGCACCACCCGCACCAAGACAGGGGUGGGCUACCCCCAGCUGAGUGCAGUGAUCGAGUGCGCCGACUCUGCCCACGGCCUGAAGGGGCACAUCAUCUCCGAUGGAGGCUGCACGUGUCCAGGAGAUGUCGCCAAAGCCUUUGGAGCCGGAGCAGAUUUUGUCAUGCUGGGAGGGAUGUUUUCGGGCCAUACUGAGUGUGCAGGAGAACUGAUUGAGAGGAACGGACGGAAGCUCAAGCUCUUCUACGGGAUGAGCUCUGAAACGGCCAUGAAGAAGCACGCAGGAGGAGUGGCCGAGUACAGAGCCUCUGAGGGUAAGACUGUGGAAGUCCCGUACAAAGGGGAUGUAGAAAACACCAUUCUGGAUAUUCUCGGAGGACUGAGGUCUACCUGCACCUAUGUGGGGGCCGCCAAACUCAAAGAGCUCAGCAGGAGGGCAACGUUCAUCCGGGUGACUCAACAGCACAACACCGUGUUCAGCUAACCCCGAGGAUGAGAGGAAUUGACGUCUGGCUUGAGUGGACGCUCCCACACACACCCGCUUUCCCCAUCUCCCUCCUAGUCUGUUCCAUCAGAGCUUCUGGCUGCUCCGAAUGGUGGAAUGCUGCAUCCUCCUCCUCCCUCCUGCGCCUGGAGGCUUUGGGGCUCUCCCUCGUGCCUUGUUGGGGCCCAGAAGAUGGGGCCAGCGGUCAGAGCCCAGCCGCCUAGAACUCAUAACCUCAUUGUUAAAACCAACUCUUGCACCUUUUUCUCUCUCUCUUUUUCUUCCUGCCUCCCUUUCUUUCUUUUUCUUUCUAUUUUAAAAGAAAAUGGUCUCACUUUAAUAUAAUGCUAUUAUCUAAAGACUUGAUUGAGUGCUGGAGUUUGCAUUUGCAGGACCCAAGUUGCAUAGGAUACUCAGGACUUCUUUGCCUUCCUUCUUGGACAGGCCAGUGGCGAGCCACUCUGGCUGUCAGUGGACAAGUCACCUUGGGAGGGGAGGGGAAGCAUGGGAGUGGAGAGAAGCCAGAAUUGGAGUGACUGGCAUCCCUCCCUCCAGCUUUUGGUUGCUGGAAAAGAACAAGAGCAACUGACUGUUCAGACGGACAUGAAUUAUCUUCCCAGCUUAUGUUCACAAGGUCGUGGGGAUGUGUUUUCACUGAAACCCUUAUUGCAUGUGCUUUUGGGAAACAAGUCAUCUCUUGCUACCAGUUUGCUGCCACUGCUAGGAAGCUGUCCCUGUCCUAGCUUUUCAUUUUGUUUUGUUCUAUGUCUUUUCCUUCCCUUCUCAGUCCCAACUUGUCAGGAUGGCCUCUCUUAAAGAGGUUAUAAAUUGUUUUGAAGUUCCA